AUCAACCAAAGGUCAUUCCAAGAAAUUUUUACAGCAGUUUCAUUUAACAAUAAAAUGUCUGGACAUGCCUGUAUACAAUCCGCUAAAAAUACUUUGAGAAAAAGUAUUAAAAGCAAACUUGGACUUUUGGAAGAGAAAGAUAAGUUGUUGCAAUCUGAAAAUGUAUUCAAAAAGCUUCAACAACUGCCAGUUUAUAAAAACAGUAAACGAGUCUCAAUUUACCUCAGCACGAGUAAUGAGAUAGACACAGAGCCUAUAAUUCAAGAUAUGUUCAAGAAUAAUAAGAAGUGCUUUGUACCACGAUAUGAAGGCGAUGACAUGAAAAUGCUAGCUUUACAUUCGAUGGAGGAUUAUAAUACUUUGCCGUUGACAAAAUGGAAUAUAAAACAGCCUGAAAGUGCUGUCGGAAGAGAAAAUGCUUUGGAAACAGGUGGUGUAGACUUAGUGAUCGUUCCUGGUGUAGCAUUUACAAGUUCGGGCUCACGUUUAGGCCAUGGUAAAGGCUACUACGAUACAUUUCUCAGCUCUCUCAAACCACGAGCCAAAACUGUAGCUUUGGCAUUCAAAGAGCAAAUUCUUGAUGAAAUUCCUUGCCAUGAUCAUGAUGUUCAAAUUGAUCAGGUACUUUACUCCGA
This is a messenger RNA of Ctenocephalides felis (cat flea), 635 nucleotides long. It is a transcript of the gene Mthfs, whose product is annotated as 5-formyltetrahydrofolate cyclo-ligase. Gene Ontology annotation, molecular function: 5-formyltetrahydrofolate cyclo-ligase activity. The record is from RefSeq and is a predicted model, not a curated record. Gene Ontology annotation, biological process: folic acid-containing compound biosynthetic process; tetrahydrofolate interconversion. Gene Ontology annotation, cellular component: mitochondrion. Lineage: Eukaryota; Metazoa; Arthropoda; Insecta; Siphonaptera; Pulicidae.